This is a messenger RNA of Arachis stenosperma, 642 nucleotides long. RefSeq names its product putative protein FAR1-RELATED SEQUENCE 10. The transcript is spliced from 3 exons. The record is from RefSeq and is a predicted model, not a curated record. NCBI's taxonomy places the organism in Eukaryota, Viridiplantae, Streptophyta, Magnoliopsida, Fabales, Fabaceae. The coding region runs from base 1 to 642 and encodes 213 amino acids.
AUGUCGGGAGAGCCGAAUGGGUUUGUGGAGCCUAGGUAUGAGUUUUCAUCCAAUUUUGACCGAGUCCAUGCAUCUCAGGAUGCUGAUGAUGGAAUGAACGACGAAACCGUGCCGGUAGAGGAAGCAGAAGCGAUGGAUUCGUUUGCCGCAGAUGCGGACCUAGAUGCAAAAGCAGCAGUGAGGAUUGUUGACGAGAUAGGGUCCUUUGGCGCAAUUGAAUUUUCUUCCCUGACAGCCAAGGACGUCCUUACGACAGAGUUCACAAGCCUACAGGGAGCUUAUGACUAUUACAACGAAUACGGUCGCAUCAAGGUAUUCUCGAUCAGGAGGUCCAAGGUGGGUCGCAGCACAAAACAGGGGGAAGAGGGCGAAAUCAUUUGGCAGAUAUUUGUGUACUCGAGGGAAGGAGAGCGAGACGAGAAACACAUGCAGCGGAAAGACAGAAAGAUGGAUCCUCGACCGAUCACGCGGUGCGGGUGUGAAGCACGGAUUAAGGUCCACGUUGAUGAUGCCAGCGAACAAUGGUUUGUUGAACAAUUCUGCGAUAACCAUAAUCAUCCCAUGCUGGAUGUGAGGUUCAGGGGUCUGUCGCGGUCACACAGAGCAGUCAAGGAAAGCGAUUGCACCAAAUCAAUUUCAUGA